ACGAAACUUUUGAAAGUUUAAAAACUAAUAAACGCAAAAAUGUUGAUACUAAGUUAAAAACAUGCAUAGAUUGUCAUAUACAAAUGUCAGCAAAUAAAAAACUAAAAAAAAAUGAACAACAAAAAGAAUCUAUAUUAACAAAUCAAGAAAACACGUUAGCACCAGAGAAUCUAGUAGAUUUUAUUUUUAAUGCCCUUCCAGCAAAUCAUGAUUCUGAUGAAUACUUGUUCGAAAGAAGAUUUACUAUGCUUUUUAAACCGUUAUUGGAUAUUUUUAAUAUAAAUUCAGAAACAGAAGAUCAAGCAAAUAAGGAAGUAGUGCAACAAAUAAUUAAUCUUAUUUCAAAAGCGGAUGGAUUUUCCUGGAUAUAUCAUAAAUUUCAAGUAUUAAAAAAUUCAUGUUCAUUCGUUUAUUAUUGUAACUGCCGCGAAGAAUUAAAAAGCAAAAAGGCAAGAGUUACUAAUAUUUCAAGUCAACGUGACACUAUGCCAAGAAUUAUUCGAUAUGAUUGUGGUGGUACAAUUCAAAUUAAUAUAGAAAGAACUCAUAACUUAGUCGUAGUUAAUAUCUAUUAUUAUCUUCACCCACCACCUGAAGCAAUAGAAGUUUCACAACAAAUCCGUAAUUACAUUUUUAAUAAUAAUCUAUUAACAGUUCCACAGCUUUAUAAUAACAUUAAAAAUGAAAAAAUUAAUGGAUUUUUAAAUGUUACUCGAAAACAAAUUUAUUAUUGGUUUAAAAAAAUUGCUACAGAGGAGUACAGAUUAGCAGAUGAUCAAUUGGAAUCAGCUCGACGUUAUUUAGAAAAUAAUUUAAAUUUCAAACUUCUUUAUCAAGAUCAACAUUCAAUAGCAUUUUUAACCCCUUUGCUAUUUGUAAUGCCAAAUAAAGUUACAAAAACAAUUGUCGUUGAUUCUACUUAUGGAACAAACCGUUUAAAGUUUGAAUUAUUCGCAGUUCUUGGAAUUAUAGAUG
Molecule: messenger RNA, 975 nt
Organism: Scutellospora calospora
Lineage: Eukaryota; Fungi; Glomeromycota; Glomeromycetes; Diversisporales; Gigasporaceae
Source: the annotation of a GenBank genome assembly